Messenger RNA from Chinchilla lanigera (long-tailed chinchilla), 1075 nucleotides. RefSeq names its product NFKB inhibitor interacting Ras-like 1 (gene Nkiras1). Lineage: Eukaryota; Metazoa; Chordata; Mammalia; Rodentia; Chinchillidae. Gene Ontology annotation, biological process: canonical NF-kappaB signal transduction. The record is from RefSeq and is a predicted model, not a curated record. Bases 216 to 794 code for a protein of 192 amino acids. The transcript has 4 exons. Gene Ontology annotation, molecular function: GTP binding; GTPase activity.
CGCCCCCUGCUUUUCUGGAUUCGAGCCUGAGAGGCGGGGGCGGCCCGAGGGUGACAGGAGCGAGGUCGCCGGGCGAGCCAGCGGUCUUCUCCUGCGGCCGGGAGCGGGCUGGCUGGGGGCGGGGCUCUAGACCCUGUAGCGGCGGGCUAGCGGCGCAUCCUGCGCGCUGUUAUCUGCGGCCUCCGUCGGAGCGCACAGUGAUAUCCUGAGAGAAGAUGGGAAAGGGAUGCAAGGUUGUGGUUUGUGGAUUACUAUCUGUGGGGAAAACUGCGAUUCUGGAGCAGCUUCUUUAUGGAAAUCAUACCAUUGGAGUGGAAGAUUGUGAAACAAUGGAAGAUGUAUACAUGGCUUCUGUAGAAACUGACCGGGGAGUAAAGGAACAGUUACAUUUUUAUGACACCAGAGGCCUACAAGAAGGCGUCGAGUUGCCAAAGCAUUAUUUUUCAUUUGCUGAUGGCUUUGUUCUUGUGUACAGUGUGAAUAACCUUGAAUCUUUUCAAAGAGUGGAGCUUCUGAAGAAAGAAAUCGAUAAAUUCAAAGACAAAAAAGAGGUUGCAAUUGUUGUAUUAGGAAACAAAAUUGACCUUUCUGAGCAGAGACAAGUGGACGCUGAAGUGGCACAGCAAUGGGCAAAGAGCGAGAAAGUGCGACUGUGGGAGGUCACCGUCACAGACCGGAAAACCCUGAUUGAACCUUUCACCUUAUUAGCCAGUAAACUUUCUCAGCCCCAGAGCAAAUCAAGCUUUCCUUUGCCCGGGAGGAAAAACAAAGGAAACUCCAGCUCUGAAAACUAAAAACCGGCAAUUACACCAUUGUUUGUUGAAUAGUGAUUGCCUGUAAUUGUGAAUACUGAGUAAGCUUAAUAUUUAAAUAGGCCAUUUGUGUCUACCUUUGGCCUUUAAGGAAGCUCCUAAGUAAUUUAAUGUACUUUAGGUUAUUACAAAAUUAGACUAAUUACUGCUUGAUAUGAAAUUAUUUUCAUUCCUCUUUUGAAGUCUGUCCCUGAAAUUGGCACCUGUAAUUUAUGUUGUCUAAACAACAAAAUAAAUUGGAAUGUUACGCACAUGUACAUCCA